ACAGUUCCGGCGACAGCUAGUGGAACGGCCGUCCCCCGCCCCAUCAUGCGAGGGUUCUGGAGCCAAGUGGUUACCCUAGCGGUAAUUUUCCAAAUCGCUCUAGUUUCGGGCAAGGCGUUAAUACAACAAAACCAACAGACUCAGCAACAGUUGGAACAUGAUUCAACCAAAAACCCUGCCACAGCGCAGAGACGUGACGGGUACGAUUACCCCGCACCACCCCAGGACCUCGUGAACCCGUUCCAGGAUCACGACGGCCUUCACGCUCACGGCGACCACCACGAGGUGAGCGACCACGGCGAUCACCACGAAGAGCACCACGACUUGCACGCCGAACACCACGUCGACGAGCAUCACCAUAUCGAAGAACACCACGACCACCACGAUCAUCACGACCACCACGACCCGGGCUACUGGAAAAAGAAACUUAUCUGGAAACCUGGAUGGAAAAAGAUCUGGAAGCCGGCCAAGAAACAAAUUUGGAAGCCGUCAUGGAAAAAGAUCUGGAAGCCGAUUUGGGUACCAACUAAAAUACCAGUGUGGAAGGAAAUCAAAGUUCCUGACUGGAAAAAAAUAUACAAACCCGAAUGGAAACCCAUCAAGGUACCAGCUUGGAAGGAAGUGAAAGUACCGGACUGGAAAAAAAUCACAGUUCCUGUUUACAAAGAUAUCGUAGUUCCGGGUUGGAAAGACAUACAAGUACCAGCGUGGAAGAAGAUUUGGGUGCCCGAGUGGGUAAAAGAAGGUGUUCCUGGAGAAAAGUAUUUGGGUAAAGAUCACGAUGGUUGGGAAUAUACAUCUCACGAUCUAUGGAGGAAGAGACUUGUGUGGAAACCUGUAUGGAAGAAAUAUUGGAAGCCAGGCAAAAAGCAAAUUUGGAUCCCAGACAAAAAGUUAGUCUGGAAAGAUGAGUGGAAGCAAAUCUGGAAAACUGAAAAGAAACAAAUCUGGAUUGAUGACAAGAAAUUAGUAUGGAAAGAAGCCUGGCAACAAAUCUGGAAGCCCUCAAAGAAACUGAUUUGGGUACCUGACAAGAAAUUGGAAUGGAAGGAAGCCUGGAAGCAAAUCUGGGUCCCUGAUUGGAAGGAUAUAUGGGUACCGGGCGUGAAGAAGAUUUGGAGGCCAGUAUGGAUAUCUGAAUGGUUCCCCUCACCUGACCACCACGAACAUGUGCACGAGUCCCACGGUUGGGAUCGUAGCGAUAACAACGUGACUGACAGCAAAGACGCUAAAGCCGUUGAACCGGAGCCACAAGUAAGCCAGCCAGCAAAUAAUGCUCAGCAAUUGACAUGGCAGUUCCCAAAAUAAUUUAUUGAUACUACGUAUUAAGUUGAUAUGAAAAAAAUCGUAUACUACCUGAAUCUGAUCAUGGCCUGUGUGUUUGUUGAAUGCUUAGUCUUUGGUCAGAAAGAGCAUUUCUGCCAUAAAGUCAAGACUGGAUAGUUGCUGCUGGUCAACGACGAUGUAAAGGAACAGUCGCUUCAUGGCACAACGCGUAGGUACUAUUUUUUCAUUAAUUAUCUAUUUGUAUGCCAUGCGAAAAUUUGUGCCGGCAAUGCGAUUGUUUCUUUAUUAGGAGAGGCUGGUGCUGUGAAAUACUCAGUCAAAAGAAUCUCUCGUAGAAGUAGACCCUACUUAGAAGUAGGGUGCCCUAUUUCUUUAUUACAAAGAUACGUAUGUUCGUUCUUA
Messenger RNA from Ostrinia furnacalis (Asian corn borer), 1689 nucleotides. RefSeq lists its product as uncharacterized. The transcript is spliced from 2 exons. Lineage: Eukaryota; Metazoa; Arthropoda; Insecta; Lepidoptera; Crambidae. The record is from RefSeq and is a predicted model, not a curated record. Bases 46 to 1308 code for a protein of 420 amino acids.